Messenger RNA from Racocetra persica, 403 nucleotides. The record is from the annotation of a GenBank genome assembly. Lineage: Eukaryota; Fungi; Glomeromycota; Glomeromycetes; Diversisporales; Gigasporaceae.
AUGUUUUUCCACGCAAGGACAAAUUUUCUGCGAUUCCAUCAAUCAUUCAAAUCCAUUAUACAAACUAACUCUCUCUAUUUCCCUGAAAAAAUUAAAGUGGAUGUACCACAAAUAAGAGAAUAUGCUCGAAGAAGAAGGAGACACGCUGCAAAAGCAAUUCCGGAUAAUUCUCUCCCAUUUACGGAUGCUGUGUCAUUAAUCAAGGCCGUUGAAGUAGGAAAACCGAAUUCAACAUGGGAAUUGCAUGUAGAAUUAAAAUUGGGGAAAGGUGGGAAAAGUGCGCCUCCAAUUCGUGGAUCAAUUUUUUUGCCAAGAUCAAUGUCAAAAACAAUGCCAAUGGCCAAGAGAGAUACUGUUACCAAUGAUAUCGCUAAUACAACGAAGGAUUUGACUGAAAAAACAG